This is a messenger RNA of Pelodiscus sinensis (Chinese soft-shelled turtle), 3579 nucleotides long. The record is from RefSeq and is a predicted model, not a curated record. NCBI's taxonomy places the organism in Eukaryota, Metazoa, Chordata, Testudines, Trionychidae.
AGCCCCAGGCCAGAGUAUGAUUAUGUUUCCAUGAGAGUUGAGGAUGAUGAUGAAGCUGUGAUAAUUGAAAAUUCUGAAGAUGCAGAAAAUGGACUGUCCACACAAGACUGUGUGUCAGUGGAACAAAGUGCUCCAGUAAACAGUGAUGAUCACUACAUGACUCAACUUACAUAUGGAGAGGAAGGUUUGUCAGUACUGAGUGAGCCAGCCGUGUCACAGAUGAGCCAUUCUACAAGCGUGCAGCGAGAUGGGCAGAUUCCAGAAGACAUGGAGUUCGUAUUUUUGCGUAAAAGACGGCGGCUUACCCCUUCUCUGAUGAGAAAUAGCAUGAUAAGAGCCAGGGAAACAGAAUACGAAGAUGAUGGAAGUGUCAUUUAUGAAUAUGAACCAGAUUAUGAAUGUGGAAGUGUUCUGUCUGAAGCAUCCUACACAGGAGAUCAGCAGAAAACCCUGAUGGAAGUCCUCAACUACUGUCAGGCCAUGUAUGAUGCUAUUCAGAAGUUGGAUAAGAAAUUUGACCUGCUUCAUCGAAAGGUUUCAGAAAUGCAACACAACCGGAUGAAGCCAUUACUCCUCAAACCUAGGCCCGUUGGAUUUACAUACAGAAGUUCCAAUCAUUUCUCUCAUGGAAAAAUUAAAGUACAGAAACCAAUGGAAAGAGAGUCAAAUCUCCACAUCUCUGCCCCAGGACAAGGAGGAUAUAGCACAUCAAUGAGGGUUAGGCUACAAAAGAGCCAUCUCCAGGCCAAUUCGGCAAUAAAACCUGUUCAACAAACUCUUCAACAUGAAUCACAACAACCUGUGCUUAGGCAGAGCCCGCCUCUACCCACUAUCGUCUCCACUCACUCACUUCAACCCUCAUACUCAGUGGCUAACAGGAUCCCUGACCUUCCUCCACAGCCAAAUCUUGUAACCACAGUCGUGGAGAGCACUGCCAAUACAGCAACUUCAGCAGUGGGUUCCUCAAUGGUGUCAUCAGUGAUACCUACCCCACCUGAAACCAAUCUGGGGAGAAGCACCAUGAUGAUGAAUUAUACAACCUCACCAGGAAGUGCAAAUAUUAGUAAAGAAGUGCCAUCUUCUUCUGUCUCUAUCAAUCCUAGUUUUGAGUAUGUUGGUGAUCCAAAGAGAAAUGUAAAGGUUCUUGGAAACUAUUUGAUGAAAGCCCGACAAAAGACCAAACCAAAGUAUGCAGCACGCUACCUUGUCCGUGUCUUGUUCCCCAAGGAAACAUUGCUGUGUAGCAUUAUGGGUGUCAGUGCACGAGGGCGCAGAACGUUGGAUCCUAACAAGGUUGCUGCAGUAAGAGAAUUUCUUGCAACUCAUUUCCCAAAUUAUGACCUGAGUGAAUAUGGAAGAGACUGGAAAACCUGCAUCACAAACGUCAAUGCCAUGAUCCGUUGCUUACGCUGUGAAACCAAAAUAAAUCCAGAGCCAACUGAAGGUAAAGAAAAACCUGCUGACACUCCAGACACAUCCAUUUGUGUAGAUUUAAAUUAUAACGGAGAGGAUAGUGAAGUCAAUUCUCAAUCCGUGCAGAAAAUGACCAGCUCAACAACAAACAGACUUCAGAAUACCACAUGGGAUAAAAUCCCAGAGAUGUUCCAUGCACCUUCAUCCAAUAAACUACAGUCUUUGGAACCAAUGGAACACCUUGGGAAUCCAUGGCGCAAUGUUCAGUUGCCCUUCUCAGUUAUUUAUGUAGCCAAGGGGAAGUCUCGACCAGAAUUGUCUGCUCGGUAUCUGAUUCGCCAUCUCUUCACAGAAGAUGUGUUGGUGAAGAGCAAUGUUUAUGGUAAUCUGGAACGUGGCAUGUGUCCACUGGACUGCAACAGGAUCAAUGCUCUCAGAGACUUUCUUCAAGAGAACUACCCAUCUUUUGAUCUAAAGGAAACUGGAUAUGAUUGGAAAGCAUGUGUGGCUGCCAUAAAUAGUACAAUCCGCAGUCUUAGACAUGACCAUAAGAAAGCUGCAAUUGGAGUCCGAAAGAAAGCCUUGGCCACACCAGCAUCAAAUGAAAAGAGUCCUCCGCAAAGCCCUACUUCAGUAAAGCCGUAUGAAAGCAACACUAUCAACCUUACAGACUAAAAUGCUACAUGUCUUACAACCACGUGACAUUUCUUGCUGUAGGCUGUUCAAAAUGCUAUACAGAAGUCAGUCUUGUUUGCUUGUCCCUAGCACUGUGUAAUAUACUUCACGAGGCCAAAAUGCCAGAAGACUUGGGAUUCCUCUUUUCUUAAGCCAGUGGCACUCAUGCCCAUCAUAGAGAUGACCAAUGCCAUUUGGUGCUAGAUUGCAUGAUGGGCACUAGACUGACAAAUAUCUACUUUCAGUGAAGUACUGGCCCCAGAAGAGAUCAUUUUGCCUUGAAGGAGUACAUUGCGCAUCAGAAAGAGAAAAUUAUUGUCCCCCUGGACAAAAGAAUAAGGAUUCACAAAGCCUGUCUGGGUCAAGCUUCUUAUGUUUGAGAAGGGAAACUUGCUCUAACAGCUGGAUAAUAUAAAUGAAAAAAAUUAUAGCACAGAAAGGAGAAUGUGAUCUGUAUUACACCACUUUUGGUUGGUGGACAUCUUGGUUUUUUUCUUCCAUCCUACAAAAAAAGAUUUGUUGUAGGAUAAGGGAAGAUGAAGACAACUACAACAAAUAUAAUUGCUAAGUAAUAUUUUCCUUUUCCCAGUGGUUUGGCUCUUGCCUGGAAUAUUGAGAGAGAAUAUUUUUGUAUAUAUAUAUUCUGGUUCUCUUUUAUUCAGUGUAAAUUACAAAAUAUAUUCAUUUGAAGGAUACUUAAGGAGUAGCAUACCAACAUAACCCACUGUUUUGUGUUUGGUAUAUGUUCCCUCUCUGUCUAAUCCACAGAGGAAGGAGUCUGCUUGAACUUACAGCUAGAGAAGUUGGAUCCUGAUACACCAAUGAAGCCAAUGGAAGGCUUUCCAUUGACUUCACUGGGCAUGGCAUCAAGCCAUCAGUCCUUUAGCUCAAGCUAAAGAGACUCAUGCUUUAGCUCUGUAUGUCUUGGGUUUUUACUAAGAUUACAGUCCUUACACCUAUUCACACACACCCAAAAUAGUCACACUUUUUAGGUUUUUGGGCAGUUUGUUGUGAGCUAUCAAGCAUAGUUUCUCUGUGUUUUGUAGGUUGUUAGUAGUUGGAAGCAUUUGACAUCUAACUUUACAAAGUCAAGUAUGAAAGGUGAAAAUGCAGAAUAUAUUUUAAGACAUUGUUUGUUUCCAAGAUAGUCAGGAUUGUUGGCGACUGUUGGGGAAGGAGGAAAAAAGGACUAUAAGAUUUUAUACACAUGUUAAUAAAGCAUCUUAUUUUGGAGAUUACUUGACUGUUAUAGUCAUAAUAAAUAUAUGAAUAGAAAAUAACAUUCCAUUUUUUACAUGACUCUCUAUACUCAUGAUGCAUUUCAUUGACAACCCCAUUAGUUUCAUUCAUUCAUAAAUUGAAAUGAAAUUCAACAGCAAUAAUUGGAUGCCAAACUUAAAUAUUUCAUUUGCAGAAAUAAAAGUUUCUGUUGCCUGGCCAUGAGGUUUUUCAGUUAUGGUCAUUACAUAGGUAAUUUUCUCUCUCUCUCUC